AUGACGCUCUAUUACAGCAUCGUAUUCGCACUCUUGUGCUUCGAAAUGGCCAUGUUCAUGGUCCUCAUCGUUCCCUUGCCAUUCACCUGGAGACGCAAGUUGUUCCACUUCCUGGCUGUCAACCCAGUCGUCGCCAAGAUUCAGUAUGGUCUCAAGAUUACCUUCAUAUUUGUCGCAGUGCUUUUCGUUGAUGCCGUUCAGCGCAUGGUCAAGGUCAUGUCCGAAGGCGAGACGGCCCGAGACAACCGCGGCGUACAGGACGUCCGAACCGAGACCAACUACGCCGCGCGCAAAUUCUACAGCCAGCGCAACAUGUACUUGACCGGCUUCACCCUCUUCCUCAGUCUCAUCCUCUCGCGCACCUACUCGCUCAUCCUCGACCUCAUCAACGCUCAGGAGGAGCUGGUUGCGCUCAAGAAGGGAGGCAAGACCAGCGGAAGCGGUGCUGACAUCGAGAAGAAGUACUUGACCGAGAUUGACACGCUCAAGAAGCAGACCAAGCAGCAGCAAGAAGAGUACAAUCGACUCAGUGACGAGCUCGCCAAGGCUACCGGUACCACUUCGACCAAGAAGGACUAA
Molecule: messenger RNA, 579 nt
Organism: Pseudozyma hubeiensis SY62
Lineage: Eukaryota; Fungi; Basidiomycota; Ustilaginomycetes; Ustilaginales; Ustilaginaceae
Product: endoplasmic reticulum protein
Exons: 3
Coding region: 1-579 (192 amino acids)
Biological process (GO): intracellular protein transport; endoplasmic reticulum to Golgi vesicle-mediated transport
Cellular component (GO): endoplasmic reticulum; endoplasmic reticulum membrane
Source: RefSeq, a predicted model, not a curated record